Messenger RNA from Cygnus olor (mute swan), 3978 nucleotides. RefSeq names its product inositol polyphosphate-5-phosphatase E (gene INPP5E). The transcript has 11 exons. The coding region runs from base 724 to 2703 and encodes 659 amino acids. The record is from RefSeq and is a predicted model, not a curated record. Lineage: Eukaryota; Metazoa; Chordata; Aves; Anseriformes; Anatidae. Gene Ontology annotation, biological process: phosphatidylinositol dephosphorylation. Gene Ontology annotation, molecular function: inositol-polyphosphate 5-phosphatase activity.
GGUGGGAGGGCAGCGGAGAGGAGCCGGCAGAGCCCCCCCCGCGGUCCCUGCAGGGGGCUGGGAGCCUGACGUUACGUGUGAAAUCGCGUGCUGGUGUGCUUCAGUGGGUUCGUGUUGUUGUUACGGAGCUAUGCGGGUGUAAAGUUUGGUGUGUGUAACGCCGGGAUGCAGCCCUUCCCACCGAGGAGCCUGCCUUCCGCCCUCCUUCUGCAUCCCUAAAGCUUCCAGGCAGAUGCCUUCUGGGUUUCAGCAGCAGGGCUUGGGGCAAAACCAGAGGAGGUGGCAGCGGUCUCCCUGCCGUGGGGUCGUGGUGGAGGCUGAGAUCGCUGGAAAUUUCCUGGCCUCUGGCAGCGAGUGCUGCGGGCAGCCUGGAGGCUGCUUGUACCCUGACUCACUGUACCGCAGGGCUGUCCUGCAGCGCUAAAACAGCAACCCGGGAUUUGGGGGCAGUUCUAAGUUGCUUUCAGGCUAACGCUUUGCACAACCUUUUCUCAAAGAAAUACAUUUGUGCCUGUGAUGCCUGCGUCACCUAGGAAACAAUGCAUCUGCCUGUAUGUACACCUUCCGUUCGCUCUCAACUAAAGACCGAACUGUCUUCAAACCCCAUGCCUUUCUGGCUUGGUUAAAGCUCUGUGAACCUACAGAUUAAGCAAGGGAAAGACAGGUAUGCUGUGAGGAACUCUACGUAUGGAGCAGUGUCCAUAGCUGGCACGCUGGAGGAGAAUGAGUACUCUAAAUGGAUUUUCCCAGCACUCAGGGGCAUGUGUUACUCAGAGCACCGGAGGUGGAGCAGUACAGGACCUGCAGGCUAAAAAAGCUGGCAAAGCAGCGAAGAAGGAGGCCAGUGGCAACGACGUGCUUACCUUUGAAGAUCCUCUACGUGUAGACACCUCUUUAAACGAAACCUUAAAGCUUCUACCGGAUGAACUCAGAGCUAAUAUAAAAAUCAAAUCAGUCACCCCAAGGCCUCCUAGGAAACCCCGACUGGAGCGUGCUGCAUCUCUGGAUGAGAAAAACUGGAGGCGGUGGAGGCGGUUUAGAACUAGUCAGGAAAGUCUGACAGAUCCCAAUGAGACGAGUUCCUCAAAUGGUUCUCUGCAGGAAGCGUCCCUCAGCCCUCCUAUCAGGGGUAGAGCAACCCCCUGCAGUCAGUGUUGCGAGCCGAAUUCCUUGCACAGUUCACCAGAUGCCUCAGAAGCAAGUCCCAUGGGGAAAAGCAGGGGAAGCACUUCUGACCUGGGGAAACGAGCCUCCGAGAUCUCCAGUGCCUUUGGUGGGCUUCUGCGAGGGAAAGCGUUUGCAGGCAGCAAACCCCGGCUGUCCCAAAUAAUGCCAGCUCGACCUCUGCCACCCAUGGAGCUCAAUGUGGCCUCUCACACGCUGAGGACAGCUAAUAGGAUUGACUCAGAUUUUAUGGAUUAUCGACAUUAUUCUCAGCACAAGUUUGGGACGGUGAGCAGCAGCUUGAGUGAUACCAGGCUACACGGCAAUGGGAUGGUCUACGAUAAUUGCUCCACAGACUCCAUGAAAUCCACGUUCAGCCUGCUCACCCCCAUUCGUUCCAAGGAUGUCCGGAGCAGAAGCUAUUUGGAAGGCAGCCUUCUGGCAAACGGUGCCUUACUGGGAGCAGAAGAGCUUAGCAGAUAUUUCCCUGAUCGGAAUAUUGGAAUUUUUGUGGCUACCUGGAACAUGCAAGGUCAGAAGGAACUUCCAGUGAAUCUGGAUGACUUCUUGUUACCAACAGAUCCUGACUAUGCCCAGGACAUGUAUGUCAUCGGAGUUCAAGAAGGCUGUCCAGACAGAAGAGAGUGGGAGAUCCGCCUCCAAGAGACACUAGGCCCCCACUAUGUCAUGCUCUACUCUGCUGCGCAUGGAGUGCUCUACAUGUCGGUCUUCAUUCGAAGGGACCUGAUCUGGUUCUGCUCAGAAGUGGAAUAUGCCACGGUGACAACUCGAAUCGUAUCUCAGAUCAAAACCAAGGGAGCUCUGGGAAUCUGCUUCACGUUUUUUGGGACCUCCUUUCUCUUCAUUACCUCGCACUUCACAUCUGGAGACAGUAAGGUGAAUGAAAGGAAGCUGGACUACAAUAAAACCAUUCAAGCACUUACACUUCCCAAGAAUGUUCCAGACACAAAUCCGUAUCGAUCCAGUUCUAGUGAUGUCACAACUCGGUUUGAUGAAGUGUUCUGGUUUGGUGACUUCAAUUUCCGACUAAAUAAGGAUCGUGAAACUGUGGAUUCCAUCUUGAGCCAGAACCCAGAAACAGGCGUGUCCAAACUACUGGCAUAUGACCAGCUUACUAGUGAAAUGAGUAGAGGGUCUAUUUUCAAAGGAUUCCAAGAGGCUGACAUUCGUUUCCGUCCUUCCUACAAGUUUGACAUAGGAAAAGACAGCUAUGACACCACCUCCAAACAAAGGACUCCUUCCUACACAGAUCGAGUAGUAUUCCGCAGUCGGUAUAGAGAUGACAUCCAUGCUGUCAAGUACUCAUCGUGUCCUGUGAUCAAAACUUCGGACCAUCGGCCUGUGUUUGCAUUGUUCCGUGUGAAAGUGAGGCCUGGCAGAGACAAUAUUCCACUUGCUGCAGGGCAGUUUGACAGAGAACUCUACUUAAUCGGAAUAAAGAGGCGGAUUACAAGGGACCUUCAGAAUCGACGAGUGCAAAAGGACCAAAAAUCCAGCAGCAUAUGUAGCAUUUCCUGAGCUGAAAACUCUGCGACGCUUGUGUUAGAGGUACCCAGAAAGAAGAUUUCAGGCCACGGCAAAAUCUGCAGGGAAUUGUCUGCCUAAGCACCUCUGGCAGUUGCUGUGGCUUGUGAAGAAAGUCUUAAACCUCAUCCUGGAUUCAUUUGCAUGAGCUAAUCCAUAUAGCUCAAGUGCUUUUGCUGAAGAAAACGGAGUCAGUUAUUUAGGACAUCCAUUCCAACAGAUGCAACUGAUUUAUUUUUAACCAUACUGUCUUUGGAAGCAAUCAGAUGCAGUCUCCUGGUUCUAAGAUAACUCCGCGCAGGAUUUACAGCUCUUGGAAUUGGCAUGACUUGGGGCAGGGGACCUAAGAAAAACCCGCAGAAAGGUGAACAUUUUGUUUUGUCUGUUUGAUUUGAUCUGGUAAGCCCAUGCAGGUUGUGGGGUUGUUCUUUUUUUCCCUUAUCUGUAGCCAAAUGUGCAGUAUUCUGUCAAAUGCUUAACAGGGACCAGUCAGGGGACUUGGGCAGUUUUGUGUAAGGAUGGCGCUCCUGUGCUGGGCUUUUUUGGUCCUCUCCAGCAAGAUCUGUGUGAACGUACUACUGUGCGUUCGAGAUGUGUAAACAUUUGCCUUUUAAUAAUUAUUCCAUAGGCCUUCUGUUGGGGGGGGGUAAAUAUCAAUCUCUUGCACCCUAUAUUUGGCUGUCGAGAUUGCUUGAGGCAGUCUCUUCUUUAAAUAGUUUCCCCUCCACAGGGGUGAUAAAACACUACCUGCCUUCAGCAGCAGGAUGCUUGAGGUGAAAACAAGGGUUUAAAUACAGCUACUGCGUAAUGCUCCACCAAAACGAUUUAAGAUGUUAAGUGAGUACCAAGGAUGUGUGCAGAGAAACUGCAGCAAGUCAGAGCAGUGCAACUUGUUACCUCUGAUGACAGUUACAUUUCCUUUGUUUUUAUUUUUCCCAAUUCAGUGAACUGUGAAUAACUUGCUCUUUUUCAAGUAGUGUUGUCUUAAGGCUAUAACCAUACUAUGUGGACCACUAUGGCACUGGUAAAAUGUAAGUACAACUAAUUCUUAAAAAGUCUUUGUAGGUACAGAUUGGCUGGAUCAUAAUCACCUCAGUACAUAACACCACGCAAACAAUUUGGAGGAAGUGCUGCUAACUAUGCAACCUGUCCAAGACAGAGCUUCUGUUCUGCGGUACAAACAUUUAUGGCACUGACCUGUCUGUAGCCAUCAGAGAUUUGGAUUUCCUUUCUUUUUUAAAGGAAUAUAAAUAAAUUACUAUGGUACCU